AUGGAGGAGGCAGCCACAACGUGCACGUUGACGGGGCUGGACGACAACGUGGCGCAAACGAGCCGGGCGAUGGCGAGGGAGGCCGAGGCUGAAGCCGUGUGGGCCACGCUCUUCCUGCGCCGCUUCGGGUCCGACUUCUGGGGCGAACACGUCGGCCCGCACCCCUACCACGAGGUGGAGGCGCCGCGCGGCAAUGAAUGGCUGGACAUGCCGGCCGUCGCCGUGUUCGAGACCUUCGUCCUGUCUGUCAAGGCCAGCCCCAGUAGUGACGGCGGCGACGACCAGGAGGAGGAGGAGAGCGAGGUGGCGACGCGGCGUGCGCUGCUGGCCUUUGUGCGCGGCGAGCGAGGCGCGGACAGCAGCGGGCGACAGGGCGGCGGAUGGAAGCGCGCCUACAAACGGAUGGAGAGGAUGGUGCGGGCGUGGCAGCGCUUUUGCCUGUCGGGUAUCCUGGUGGCGGGCGAGACGUCGUUCGCGCGCCUGUCGGCCAUCGUCGAUGUCAUCAAGCAGGGCAUCUUCGCCAACAAGAUGCGGUAUUUGGGACCCAGUGCGAGCGACCCGCCGCUGCCGCCGGUGAUCCAAAACGUCGACAUCACGAGCCCCUCCGGCAAUGCGCGAGUGCUGCGCAUCCUCAUCCCGGCAGCCAACAGGCGGGAGAGCCCGUGCAGGACGAACUUCUGCGCCGUGCGUAGGCCUCGGAACUGGUGGAACAGAGAGACAGAAGGAAAGCAGACCACCAGCGAGGACGGAGAAGAGGAGGAUGAGGAGCCGCAGGCACUCACUGUGGCGGUCCACUUUCGUGGGCUGCAGAUCGGCAACUGGCGCAAGUGGAACGGGAAGAGGUACACGCGACUGCACGUCAUCUACGCCAUCGACUGCGAGCGCAUGGCCGACCCGGACUACCAGGAACAGGUGUUUCGCGAGCUGCACGGGUUCUUGGGCGAGGGCAAGGGCCAGUUCGAGGACGGCCUGUUCGUCAAUCUGCACCUCAUCAAUGCGCCGCCCGACUUUGGUCCCGCGCGCAUUCUCGAGCGCCUCAAGGUGUGGUCCUGGUGGCAGGUGGUGGUGACCCAGUGGAGUUCGUGGUUCUUCGGCGCGCGACAGAUUCCUCUUUUCGUCGAGCCCAGGCACUGGUGCCCGUUCUACGCCGGGCCGGUGGUGUUCGUGGUCACCUCCUUCACCAUGCCUCCCGCCGACGCUGUUGCCGACGACGAACGGCUGCGAUUUUCCACCUUCCCAUUGCUAUCCGAUGCUCCCCGCGCUCUGGCCUAUCCAACGAACCCAGCCUCGCCCGUAUCGAUGAAGGCAACGUUAGCGACCACGACAACAUGGGCGGGGCUGGACGACAACGUGCGCGCGUGCGUGCUGCUCCACCUUGAACCCCGCGACCUCGCCAACGUGGCGCAAACGAGCCGGGCGAUGGCGAGGGAGGCCGAGGCUGAUGCCGUGUGGGCCACGCUCUUCCUGCGCCGCUUCGGGUCCGACUUUUGGGGCGAACACGUCGGCCCGCACCCCUACCACCGCACCACUCGCGACCGACCAACUGCGGCGCAGGAGGUGGAGGCGCCGCGCGCCAAUGCAUGGCUGGACAUGCCGGCCGUCGCCGUGUUCGAGACCUUCGUCCACUCGGUCGCCGCCGCAGAGGCGCGCCCGAGCGGCAGCGACGACGACGACGAUGAGAGCGAGACGGCGACGCGGCGCGCGCUGCUGGCCUUUGUGCGCGGCGAGCGAGGCGCGGACAGCAGCGGGCGACAGGGCGGCGGAUGGAAGCGCGCCUACAAACGGUUCGAUGGCCUCCCUCUUCAUCCAUGCAUGGCUGACAUGGAAUGCGGCGAGCAGGAUGGAGAAGAUGGUGCAGACGUGGCAGACCUUCUGCGCGUGGGCGUGCUGGUGGCGGGCGAGACGUCGUUCGCGCGCCUGUCGGCCAUCGUCGACACCAUCAAGCAGGGCAUCUGCACCGGCAGGCUGCGGUACAUGGGGUGGAGCAAGGACGACCCGCCGCUGCCGUCGGUGAUCGAGAACGUCGACGUCACGAGCCCCGCCGGCAAUGCGCGGGUGCUGCGCAUUUGCAUCCCGCCAGCCCACAAGUGGGAGAAGCCCAGCUGGACCAACUUCUGCGCCGUGCGUCGGCCCAGGAAUUGGUGGAAUCGGUCGCUGGCAGAGACCGAGGAGGAGAAUCCGGCCAACUACGCGGACGACGACGAGGAGCCGCCAGAACACACUGUGGCGGUCCACUUUCGCGGGCUGCAGAUCGGUAACUGGCUCAAGUGGAACUUGAAGAGGUACACGCAACUGCACGCGAUCUACGCCAUCGACUGCGAACGCAUGGCCGACCCGGACUACCAGGAACAGGCGUUCCGCGAGCUGCACGGGUUCUUGGGCGAGGGCAAGGGCCAGUUCGAGGACGGCCUGUACGUCAAUCUGCACCUCAUCAACGCACCGCCCGACUUUGGUCCCGAGCGCAUUCUCGAGCGCCUCAAGGUGGUGGUGACUCAGUGGAGUUCGUGGUUCUUCGGCGCGCGACAGAUUCCUCUUUUCGUCGAGCCCAGGCACUAUUGCCCGUUCUACGCCGGGCCGGUGGUGUUCGUGGUCACCUCCUUCACCAUGCCUCCCGCCGACGCUGUUGCCGACGACGACGUUGAACCUGUCGCUGAGCGGGAGAAGCGUGAGUCGCUGAUCAUGCAGGGCCUGGUGUGGCUCGCCAAGCAGCCGAUGGCCGACCGACCGCAUGCCUUCGUGCGACCGGGCGACAACCUGUGGCUGUGCGCUCUCAGCGACGCCCGCGCCGAGGCGGAGCGCAAUCUAUGA
Molecule: messenger RNA, 2808 nt
Organism: Acanthamoeba castellanii str. Neff
Lineage: Eukaryota; Discosea; Longamoebia; Acanthamoebidae
Exons: 19
Coding region: 1-2808 (935 amino acids)
Biological process (GO): SCF-dependent proteasomal ubiquitin-dependent protein catabolic process
Cellular component (GO): SCF ubiquitin ligase complex
Molecular function (GO): protein binding
Source: RefSeq, a predicted model, not a curated record